Molecule: messenger RNA, 874 nt
Organism: Nycticebus coucang (slow loris)
Lineage: Eukaryota; Metazoa; Chordata; Mammalia; Primates; Lorisidae
Product: tripartite motif-containing protein 43-like
Exons: 5
Molecular function (GO): zinc ion binding
Source: RefSeq, a predicted model, not a curated record
UUUAGGGCAGAAGAAUAAAUUCUAAUUUUCUUUCUUUAGUAACAUGGACCUAGAUAUACUGCAAGCCUUCCAGAGGGAAAUCACCUGUGCCAUCUGCGUGCACUACCUUAUAGACCCAGUCACCAUAGGCUGUGGACACAGCUUUUGCAGGCCCUGCCUUUCUCUCUCCUGGGAAGGAGACCCAAAUCCUGCCCACUGCCCAGAGUGCAGAGAACCAUCACAGCAGAGAAAGUUCAAAACCAAUAUUGUUCUGAAGAAUCUGGUGUCCAUUGCCAGAAAAGCCAGUCUCUGGCAAUUCCUGAGCUCUGAGGAACAAAUGUGUGGAACCCACAAGGAGAAGAACAAGAUGUUCUGUGAAGUGGACAGGAGCCUGCUGUGUUCGCUCUGCUCUAACUCCCAGGAGCACGGGGCUCACAGACACUGUCCUGUUGAAGGGGCAGCUGCGGACCAGCGGGCUAAACUCGAAAAGCAAAUGAGAUCUUUAUGGGACAAGAUCCAGGAAAAUCAGAGAAACCUGAGAGAGGAACAAAUAAUGAUUAACCAUUGGAUGGAAUAUGUGCUUCUAGUGAGAAAAAUGACCAGGACCGAAUAUGCAGAACUUCACCCAGUUCUCUAUAAGGAAGAAGAACAACAUUUGGAGGAACUGGAAAGGGAGAGCUGGAAUAUCCUUCAGCAACUCAAGAGAAGUGUGGCCCAAAUAAAUCAAAAGCGGAAACAACUAAAGGAAAUGCACGAGGAACUGGUGGGCAUGUGCCACAAACCAGAUGAGGAGCUGCUGCAGGAUUUGGGAGCCCUACUGAUGAGGAGUGAGUCUGUGCAGCUGCACAUGCCCUGGCCUGUGCGUCCAGAGCUCAGCGUCAGAGCCAUCACUGGA